AUGGAAAUUACAAACGAAAAUUAUGUUAAGAAUAUCUUGUUAGUUGGAUAUACUGGUAAUGGAAAAUCCUCAAUAGCAAAUACAUUAACUGACACAAGUCACUUCGAAGAGGAUGACAGUCCCAACGGCGUAACUAAAUGGGUACAAUCAGGUGAAUUUGAACAUGAUGGAGAAAAGUAUCAUGUAAUUGACACAAUAGGAAUUGGUGAUACAGAAUUAUCACAAGAACAAGUAUUAUAUAGAGAAACAUUUUUUGGUAAAAAGAUGGGUGAUUUUACAACUAUUAUACAAACCAAAUGUUCUAAUUUCACAGAUCUCGAGUGGUGUAAUAAGCAAAAACAGAAAUUGGGUAACAACAAAUAUGCAUCCGAAAUAAUUAAAAAAUGCAAUGGUGUUGUUUUUAUCGAUACUAUCCAGUUCAAAGAAAGAGGAACAUUAUUGAAUUUUUUAACCACUAUUGUUCAGCUCAAUAAAGGAGAGAAAUCAAGAAGAAUAUUAUUGGAUUGCUUGAAAACUUGGAAAAAAAAUAUUUACAAACCUAAAGGAUCAUUUGCUGAUUUCUGUAGAGUGGUUAAUGAAUUUGAUUUGCUUGUUGAAGAAACUAACCAAAAACUUGAUGAAUAUUUUAAAAGUUUUAAUGUUUUAAAAGAAAAGUUGCUGAGUCUCAUUAAAAAUUGUGAAGAAACAAUUAAUUGUAUUAUAGCUAAUAAGGAAUCAUUAAAUAAAGAGGUAAAAACCUUAGUUAAAAAGAAUGAUAAUGGCAUAAUUAUAAGUGGUUUAAGUACUCUUCUUCUUAGAUUUUCCGAAGCUAGUUUUCUUGCAACCAUCCUAAACACGGCCAUCUUAAAUGCCAUUAUUCUACCACCUAUCGGACUAUUACUGGCUCCAAUGAUUCCUUUAUAUAUAGCUGGUUUAGUUUAUUGUUUAAAUGGGUUAUUAGUUGAUUUAAAAGGAAAAGGAGAUCGUAAAAAAUUCAAUAUUAUCAUAGAGAAAGAUUUCAAAGAUUUCAAGGAGUUUAUGAAUUCUUUAGAAGAAACAAAUAAAAUUCAUGAGGCCGCAAUACCUGUAAUACCUAUAUCUGGUAUUAGAUCAUUAAUAAUCCUUUUUAACAAAAAUUUUAAUACCCACAAAAUACCGGAAGAAGAAGUUAUUAAAAAGAAAUCUUUUUGUCAUAAAACCUUGUUUGAUAUGGAAGAAUUGGUCAAAAAUUUAGGUGAAACUUUUGAAUAUUUUAACAAAAUAGAUUUAUAUAUAAAAACUAAGAUUAACAAUUGUAACAGUGAUAAAAAGAAGAUUGAAAGCAUUUUAAAAUAUAAAAAAUUUGAUAUUAAUAUAGAACCUUUUGAAGGAGCGAUGCUAAAUGUAAAUGAUGAAUAUAAAAUAUAA
Molecule: messenger RNA, 1386 nt
Organism: Dentiscutata erythropus
Lineage: Eukaryota; Fungi; Glomeromycota; Glomeromycetes; Diversisporales; Gigasporaceae
Source: the annotation of a GenBank genome assembly